AUGGGUAACAACUCCAGCAAGAGGCAUUUGGAGAAGGAGACUGCUGCAAGUGAGGAGCGAACCUCUGGUCACGAUUUCCUUGUCGGACAUGUUUACAGGGGUGUGGAGACAUUGGGAAAGGAACUUUUUAUGUAUUUUGAUCAGAAAGCCUUGAGGAUUCACUUUGGUAUGAAUGGUUCCAUGCGGAUUAAUCCCGACAGAAGCAAUGACAGAAAUGGAGCAACACCAGUUUUGGAGAUACAGCUUACAGAGGAUACUGUUUGUUUUUUUGAGGUGACAGUAGAUUAUAGAAAUGCAGCUGAGAGCGAGCGGAAAGUGAGAAGGAUGGAAAGCUUGGAUGUCUGUUCUCCAAAGUUCAGCUUCUUCAGAGCACAAAGUGAGAUCAAGCAGCAGAAAACCCGGAUGCUGUGUGACGUGUUACUGGAUCAAUCGGUAUUGCCUGGAGUGGGAAAUAUCAUAAAAAACGAAGCACUGUUUGACAGUGGUCUUCAUCCAGCUGUUAAGGUUUGCCAGCUGACCGAUGAGCAUAUACGUCACUUGGUGAAAAUGACGCGUGACUUUACCCUGCUUUUUUAUAAGUGCCGCAAAACGGGGUCUCCCCUCUGGAAACACUACAGGGUAUACAAGCGCCCGGCCUGUGGUCAGUGCAGUGGGAAGAUCACCAUGUGUCGCCUGGGAGAGAACAACAGGAUGACUUACUUCUGCUCUCGAUGUCAAGCGGCAGAUCCCCAGCUGGGCAGUGUUAGCAAACUGCCAACUGGAAAUAGCCUAAUUGGCUGUGCAUAUGGCAGGGGGUCAUGUUCUAAUGAACACGUAGCUCAGAAAUCUGAAGAGGAGUGGACGUGUAUGCGCUGUACCCUGAUAAACAAGCCUUCUGCUGAAAUUUGUGAUGCCUGUUUGACUUCAAGGCUUGAAGCUUAUUUUUCCUUAGUUCCAAAGACAGAGAAUGGUGAAGAUUCUGCAGGAAGCUUAAUGAAGUACCCUUGUAAUGAUUUCCGAAAACCAAGCACAGAAAUAAAGAUCAAUAGGAAAACUGCGUUUGGAACUACAACUCUUGUCUUAACAGAUCUUGGGAACAAAGCUUUUUUGAGAAAUGAUACCCAAGUGUCCAACGGACGCUCUGAGCGUGGUUUUCCAAAACGCAGUUGUCAUGAAAUGCAGAACAACGCCUGCCGGUCAGGGGGACGCGCAGACAAGGAUUGCUCGGCACAUGUGACGGCUGUGGCUUUGCCCUCCUGUCCGCCACCUCUCACCAUCAGACAUGUACAGAAGAAACAGAAAACAGAGCACCUGCCCUCUGUCCACCAGUAUAAUACAGCAAUCAGCAAGCCUCAAGCUGAUACGACAGGCGAUACCCAUCCGUUGAGCACGGGCCAUCCUCGCUGCAGUAAACACAGAUGCCUCUGCAGCCUCAGAGUUGUGAGAAAGGACGGAGGAAACAAGGGCAGGCAGUUUUAUACCUGUCCUCUACCCAGAGAAACUCGGUGUGACUACUUCCAAUGGGCUGACUUGAAUUUUCCAUUUUGUAACCAUGGCAAGCGAAGUGUUAUGAAGACCGUGUUGAAGAUUGGUCCCAAUAAUGGGAAGAACUUUUUUGCGUGCCCUCUUGGGAAGGAAAAGCAGUGUGGCUUUUUCCAGUGGGCAGAAAACGGGCUAGGCAUGCAGGUUAUUCCUUGA
Messenger RNA from Eurypyga helias (sunbittern), 1677 nucleotides. It is a transcript of the gene NEIL3, whose product is annotated as nei endonuclease VIII-like 3 (E. coli). The record is from RefSeq and is a predicted model, not a curated record. Gene Ontology annotation, biological process: base-excision repair. NCBI's taxonomy places the organism in Eukaryota, Metazoa, Chordata, Aves, Eurypygiformes, Eurypygidae. The transcript is spliced from 10 exons. Gene Ontology annotation, molecular function: DNA N-glycosylase activity; zinc ion binding; damaged DNA binding. The coding region runs from base 1 to 1677 and encodes 558 amino acids. Gene Ontology annotation, cellular component: nucleus.